Messenger RNA from Prunus armeniaca (apricot), 2220 nucleotides. Lineage: Eukaryota; Viridiplantae; Streptophyta; Magnoliopsida; Rosales; Rosaceae. The record is from the annotation of a GenBank genome assembly.
AUGGCCUCCGAGGCCCGGUUCUGGUUUGCUGCUCUACUUCUUCUUGUGACAUGUCUAUCCGCCAUGGCCAAGCAGACUUACAUUGUGCAGAUGAACCACCAUUCCAAGCCAUCCUCCUACGCCACCCACCAUGACUGGUACUCUGCCCACCUCCAGUCUCUCUCCUCCACCGAAGAUUCUCUUCUCUACACCUACACCACCGCCUACCACGGCUUCGCCGCCUCCUUAGACUCCGAACAAGCCGAGUUGCUCCGCCAAUCCGACUCGGUGCUCGGGGUCUACGAAGACACUCUCUACACUCUCCACACCACUCGGACCCCCGAGUUUCUGGGUCUCGAGAUCGAAUCGGGGCUCUGGGCCGGUCACUCGACCCAGGACCUCAACCAGGCCUCCAAUGACGUCAUUGUCGGAGUUCUCGACACCGGCGUCUGGCCCGAGUCCAAGAGCUUCGACGACGCCGGAAUGCCCGAGAUCCCUACCCGGUGGCGCGGCCAGUGCGAAUCAGGCUCUGAUUUCGCCCCGUCCCUCUGCAACAGGAAGCUGAUCGGAGCUCGGUGCUUCUCAAAAGGCUUUCACAUGGCCUCCGGCGGAAGUUUCAUGAGAAAAUCGAAGGAGGCCGAGUCGCCGCGAGAUCGAGACGGCCAUGGGACCCACACCAGCAGCACCGCCGCCGGGUCCCACGUGGCCAACGCCAGCCUCCUCGGCUACGCGACCGGGACGGCGCGUGGGAUGGCGCCUCACGCGAGGGUCGCCGCGUACAAGGUCUGCUGGAGCACCGGAUGUUUCGGGUCGGACAUUCUGGCGGGCAUGGAUCGGGCCAUUGUGGACGGCGUCGACGUGUUGUCGCUCUCUUUGGGCGGUGGGUCCUCUCCGUACUACCGCGACACGAUCGCGAUUGGGGCGUUCACGGCUACGGAGAGGGGCAUUUUUGUCUCUUGCUCUGCCGGGAACAGUGGGCCGAGUAAGGCCUCGUUGGCCAACACGGCCCCGUGGAUCAUGACCGUUGGAGCCGGGACCUUGGACCGGGAUUUCCCGGCUUACGCUUUGCUCGGUAACAAAAAACGUUUCACUGGCGUGUCGCUGUACAGCGGGACCGGGAUGGGAAAUAAACCGCACGUACGUGGGAAAGUGGUGGUGUGCGAUCGCGGCAUCAACGCACGUGUGGAGAAAGGUGGUGUUGUACGUGCCGCGGGUGGGAUUGGGAUGAUACUCGCCAACACGGCCGCCAGCGGUGAGGAAUUGGUGGCUGACAGUCACUUGUUACCGGCUGUGGCCGUCGGGAUGAGAGUCGGUGAUCUAAUUAGGGAAUACGCCCAGCACGAUUCGAAUCCAACGGCUCUGAUUAGCUUUGGCGGGACCGUGUUGAAUGUACGACCCUCUCCGGUAGUGGCGGCGUUUAGUUCACGGGGGCCCAAUCUGGUGACUCCCCAGAUCUUGAAGCCGGAUGUGAUUGGUCCAGGUGUCAACAUCUUGGCUGGAUGGUCAGAGUCGAUCGGGCCCACUGGGCUUGAAGAGGACACUAGGAAGAGCCAGUUCAACAUCAUGUCAGGUACAUCAAUGUCAUGUCCACACAUUAGUGGGCUUGCAGCAUUGCUCAAAGCAGCCCAUCCGGAUUGGAGCCCAAGUGCAAUCAAAUCUGCACUGAUGACCACAGCCUAUACCCAAGACAACACCAAGGCCCCUCUCCGGGACGCCGCGGAUGGUUCACUUUCGAACCCGUGGGCUCACGGCUCCGGCCAUGUCGAACCUCAGAAGGCACUGUCGCCGGGCCUAGUAUACGACAUAUCCACCGACGACUACGUUGCGUUUUUGUGCUCCUUGGACUACACUCUUGAACAUGUGCAAGCCAUUGUCAAGAAGCCCAACGUUACAUGCUCUAGAAAAUAUUCAGACCCUGGCCAACUCAACUACCCUUCAUUUUCGGUAGUGUUCGGGAAGAAACGGGUUGUGAGAUACAGCCGUGAGUUGACUAAUGUAGGGGCUGCGGGGUCCAUAUACAGAGUGGCUGUGACUGGACCUCAAAUGGUGAGGAUUGCGGUGAAGCCCACAAGGCUUGUGUUCAAGAAUGUAGGAGAGAAGCAGAAGUACACAGUCACGUUUGUGGCUAAUAAAGGUGCAGACAAGACAGCAAGGUCAGAAUUUGGUUCAAUUGUGUGGCAAAACCCACAGCACCAGGUUAAGAGCCCAAUCGCCUUUGCAUGGACGCAGUUGAUAGAUUGA